GGGCGCGCGGGCGAGCGUCGACGAGGGCGGAGAUCCAGUCGUGGACUUCGAACCUCUGAGGGUCGCUGGCGAGCAGAUAGAGACGCCGUUCGGCGCCCGCAAGAAGCGUCACAACAUCACUUAUACCGAUCUCUCCACACUCGCUGAGCGCAGCGUGGCCGCUGAAUCUACGGCCCCGGACAGUCGCUCGACGAUUCGCGUCGACGUCAAGCUCGACCCUUUCGACGCGAGGAUCAAGUUCCCGACGUCGAUGCGCAGUGGCCUGGACGCGCACAACUUGCCGACCAUGAGCGCGAAGAAGCGCGACCGCUUCAGUGCUGGGCUGACCGAGUUGGACAAUUAUGAGUUCAUCCUCGCGCAGUCCCUGACGGAAGGCGCAAUUGACAAGAUGAAGUUCGCUGAGACGCGACUCGCGCACCGCUUGCCAGUGGGCAGGGCGUUGCGCUUCAUCGUCGCCCUCGCUUUCGCGGGGGAUGUCGGCGCGGGGGGCGCGGUCGUUCGCCCGGUCUGGGACGCGCGCGGAUGCGCUGCCGCCGAGUGCAAUACUGAGCUCAUCGUUGCCCAUGCAUCUCUACCCAGCCACGACGCGGGCGGCGCCCGUAAUUCUUUCGAGGAG
Messenger RNA from Prorocentrum cordatum, 616 nucleotides. Lineage: Eukaryota; Dinophyceae; Prorocentrales; Prorocentraceae. The record is from the annotation of a GenBank genome assembly.